ACGCUGCGGCUGCGCAGUCUCAACGCGCUGCGUCAGUCGUGCGCACGCGCUUUACAGUGCUUAACUGAAUGUAAACAAACGGAAACUGCGUUCGAAAUUCAAAAAACGUUCUAAAACAAAAAAACUAACGGAUAAUCAAAUCCUGAAUUGGAAUAUCUGAGGUACCCGAGUGACUGAAGACUGAAAAUGUUACCAAGAUGGCGGCGGAUCAUAUCAAAAAUGUUCUUAAUUCCCCAGCGGUAUGUCCUGGGCAUCAUGGGGCUACUGGCUGUCUGCAACGCCUACACCAUGCGGGUGUGCCUCAACUUGGCCGUAACCCAGAUGGUCAACAAUACGAAGUCAGAAGAAGCACACUUCGACCCAAACGCUUGUCCGGAUGAUAGCGAGCUCAUCACUAAUGGAACUGUCAGUUUAAAACCUUACGCGAUAUUCGAUUGGUCGGAGUCGACGCAAGGGCUCAUCUUAAGUGGGUUCUAUUACGGGUACGCCAUCACACAUGUCCCUGGGGGGUACUUAGCCGAGAGAUAUGGCGGUAAAUGGACGUUAGGCAUCGGACUCCUGAGUACGGCGAUAUUUACCCUGCUGACGCCUAUUGUGGUGAAAGCCGGGGGCGCUACGUGGCUAUUCAUACUGAGAGUUCUGCAGGGUAUGGGCGAGGGUCCAACCAUGCCAGCCCUGAUGAUAGUCCUGGCGCGCUGGGUGCCUCCCCAUGAGAGAUCUCGUCAAGGAGCCCUGGUGUUCGGAGGAGCCCAGAUAGGCAACAUCUUCGGCUCCUUCAUGUCUGGGUUCCUGAUGGCUGGUGAUGGGGACUGGGCGAACGUGUUCUACUUCUUCGGGUGCUUUGGGAUAUUGUGGUUCAUUUUCUGGAGCAUCUUAUGCUACAGCACACCGAACACUCACCCAUACAUUUCCGAUGAAGAACUCAAGUAUCUGAAUGAAACCGUGACCAGCGCUGAGAACAAAAACAUCAGAGAUCCAGUGCCGUGGAAGGCCAUCGUGAGGUCCGUUCCAGUUUGGGCCCUAUUGUUUGCUGCUGUGGGCCACGACUGGGGUUACUAUACGAUGGUGACCGAUCUCCCCAAGUACAUGACAGAUGUCCUGAAGUUCAACAUCGCUGCUACUGGUACCUUGACUGCCAUGCCCUACCUGGCCAUGUGGGUCAGCUCGUUCAUCUUCGGAUGGGUGUGCGACGUCUUCGUCAAGAGAGGCUGGCACAGCAUCAAGACUGGGAGGAUCAUACACACUACCAUAGCUGCGACGGGCCCCGCGAUUUGUAUCAUAUUGGCAUCUUACGCGGGCUGCGACCGGUUCGCGGCUGUCGCUUACUUCAUAGCUUCUAUGGCGCUUAUGGGAGGCUUCUAUAGUGGAAUGAAGGUCAAUGCUUUAGAUCUAGCUCCAAAUUAUGCUGGAUCCCUGACGGCCAUGAUCAACGGGACAUCAACAAUAUCUGGAAUCAUCACUCCAUACCUCAUAGGAUUGUUAACGCCUGAUUCAACUCUAGUUCAAUGGAGGGUAGCAUUCUGGGUCUGCUUCGCCGUGCUCGUAGGCACAAACGUAGUCUACAUCUUCUGGGCGGACGGCAAGCAGCAAUGGUGGGACGACGUCCGACAGUACGGGUACCCUGCUGGCUGGAAACACGGCCCACUAAAAACCGUGGACCUUGACAAAGAAAAAAACAAAAAAGAAAAACAAAUGAGCGAAGGUUCAAAACUGUGAGGACUUUUUGGUUGUGAAUAGACGUUCGAUAUUUGAAUUAAGAUAGGAAUUUAAAUGCAAUUGUUUGUGAUUCGACUAGAACAAGUUGAAGCUGUAAAAUAUUAACAAAACAAUUGACUGUGUACUUAUCAGAUUUUAUAGCCCUUCGAUGCAUUGUUAUGUACCUAUGUACUAUGGGUAAUGAACCGUAUUUGACAACAAGUAGACUUCAUACAAAACAAUAUUUUUUAUUACAAACUAAAUAAUAUUGUGAUAUAGGUACAGUCAGCGACAAAUAGACCGUAACACCACAGAAUAAUAAUCAGUACUGGUAACACCCAAAGUAGCCAAAAAGUUCGCAACACGUCUUUGUUACAAUUGGAAUGGUUGUGUUAUCAACUUUUUGGCCACUUUGUGUGUCACGAGCUAUUUGACGCUGACUGUACUACCUAUUUACAUGCAUGUAAGUACUAAGUAGAGUGCAUGCAAACCCAACGACCUAAAUGUCCUUAAAUUUAAAUUACACGUAGCUAUUUUGUUACCAAAAUUGUACACUGUUUAAACUUUACUCAGAUAAUUGCUUUUGUAUGUAAUUUACUAGAAGUUGUAUAUUUAAUUUAGAGAAUUUAAUCGAAUUAAGCAUUACAUUUUGUAAAGUGGCAUUUCAAUAAGAUGUCAUAAUAAUGUGAAAUCUUUAUAAUGUGCCUAUAGCUUUACGUUUUAGGGUCAAAUUCACCAACAUUAAAAAAGACACGAUGACAUAAGUGAUUAUAUCGCCCUGUAACUAAAGCUGUAUAAAACAGUUAUAGACUCUAUCAAAUUGAUUUAUUUUCUAAAAUUAGUAAACAGUUAAAUUCAAUCUAAGGGGAAGGUGUCUGUCUAUCUAUUGGUGAAAUUUGGCCAAAUAAAUAAUGUAUUUUAAGUGCCAUUUGUUUGUAUAAAAGAGAAUUUAAUAGGUAAGGAAUUUGUAAGAAGUGUACCUACUUAGCUAUAAGAUAUAAAUAGUAUCAAUUUAUCAGUUAUGUACAAGAUUUUAACAAACGAGGCAUUUGUAAAUAAUAUCUGUAAUUUCCCAGUACAAUUUUGAUAUUAUAAGAUUUUUUAGUUUAAUAAUAACUAUAAGAAGACUAUUCGUCAAAAUGUUAAUUUCCCAAUUAAUAUUGGCAGCUUAAAGAUAGCAUCCGCAUAUUCUUAUAGUGUAUCGAUAUAAUAAUUAUAUUUAUUUCAAA
This is a messenger RNA of Ostrinia furnacalis (Asian corn borer), 2924 nucleotides long. RefSeq names its product putative inorganic phosphate cotransporter. Gene Ontology annotation, cellular component: membrane. Bases 187 to 1716 code for a protein of 509 amino acids. Gene Ontology annotation, molecular function: transmembrane transporter activity. NCBI's taxonomy places the organism in Eukaryota, Metazoa, Arthropoda, Insecta, Lepidoptera, Crambidae. The record is from RefSeq and is a predicted model, not a curated record. The transcript has 10 exons. Gene Ontology annotation, biological process: transmembrane transport; monoatomic anion transport.